Messenger RNA from Daphnia carinata, 1308 nucleotides. RefSeq names its product U-scoloptoxin(01)-Er1a-like. NCBI's taxonomy places the organism in Eukaryota, Metazoa, Arthropoda, Branchiopoda, Diplostraca, Daphniidae. Gene Ontology annotation, molecular function: chitin binding. Gene Ontology annotation, cellular component: extracellular region. The coding region runs from base 292 to 651 and encodes 119 amino acids. The record is from RefSeq and is a predicted model, not a curated record. The transcript has 5 exons.
UGGCGUUCAACUUGAACUUUCACAUCGCAUCUUUCACGCCGACAACACCCUCCCGAAAAUACUGAGCUCCAGCUUCACAUCGUCUUCAUCAAGACUUACCUAUUCGCUCAUUCAAGUCCUUUGCUGCGUUGGAUACCCGACUCUACCGUCUACCCUCCCCCGUCCGUCCAUCCGUUGCCCUUUAGCCGCACUCACGAAUCUCCCUGAACAAGCAAAAUCUUUGUCACGUUCAUUUUGACAUCUGUCAUUGAAUUUGGAGCAAAAAAUUCAAAAGUCAACAUCCAUUAGAAAAUGAUGCGUCAAGUAGCAAUCCUUCUCUGCGUCGUAUUCGCCAUUACUUUGGUUUACUCGCUGCCGGCCUUGCACCGAGCUAAACGCUGGGAGGAGUUCCCUAAUGUGACUCUUACCUUCGACUGCACUGACCGUCCACUUGGAUUUUAUGCCGACCAAGAAUUUGAGUGCAUGUUGUUCCAUAUGUGCGACGAGGACGGUCGACGUAUUCCUUACAUGUGCGGAUCCGGAACUGCUUUCAACCAGCAAUACCGCAUCUGCGAUUGGAUUCACAACUUUGACUGCAAAGAAGCCAACAAGUGGUUCUACUUGAACGAGCUGACCUACGUCACGGAUCCACCCAAAAGCGUCUCAGCUUAGAAAACUGUUUGCCGAUUGGAUGAAAAGAAACUGGGCUAAUCUUUUUGAUUUCCUUCCAUGUUUCGCCAUUUUUUUUUUACAUACUUUUCUACGUCUUUUCACUUCUGAGUUUCCUUUUCAUGUCCUUUUUUUUUCUCUCCCUUUUUUUGCGUUGCGUGUGAGCCAGUCCCUCCCCCUUAUUAUUCAUCAUUUAAAAAAGAAUGCGCUUUUGUACAUAUCCGUCACACAGAGGGAGAGGGAAUUGCAAUCUGCUGAUGGCGACUGUAAUGGCACAUGUGUCUCUCUUUUGUCCCACUUCUUCUUCUUGGAGCUGUUGUUCGAUAGGAGGGAGAAACAGAAGACAAUCGACAUGUUUGUGUCAUCCGGCGUCUUUGAUAAGGCAGCCGAUGCAUAGCCCCUCCAAUCAAAGCAGAAGAAGAGAAUAAUCUGAACAUUCAACCAUGGGGUCUGUGGAUGCCAUAUUCCUCUAAUCCGCAAUCCGCAGUAUCCUGCAACUACUAUCAUCUUACACGUCUCUCCAAUCCUUCACUUUUUUUUCAUUCCUCCUCGUCUUCCUUCAUAUCAAAUUCGUGUAUUGUUGCCUUGCGCAGGCGCAACUAACCUCUAGCAAGUCUUAAACGACAAUACAAAAACAAUAAAACAAAAUAUGAAACCAUU